Pimephales promelas (fathead minnow) is the source of this 2484-nucleotide messenger RNA. It is a transcript of the gene dcdc2, whose product is annotated as doublecortin domain containing 2. The record is from RefSeq and is a predicted model, not a curated record. Lineage: Eukaryota; Metazoa; Chordata; Actinopteri; Cypriniformes; Leuciscidae. Gene Ontology annotation, cellular component: microtubule organizing center; microtubule; kinocilium. Gene Ontology annotation, biological process: intracellular signal transduction; cilium assembly; neuron migration.
ACAGGCGUUUAGUGCGCGAGAUGGCUGCGUUUCCGCUUCAGGCGCGCUGCGACACCGCUAUUCAGCAUCUUACUGUUUAGUCUGCGCUUUAUAUCUUUAUAGCAUCAGGAUAUGAACAUUUGGCUCGAACAUUUUAUUUGCGGAAAUUCCACGAGACUAUGAGGAUGAUAUGCACUGCAUCAUACUGGAGAUAUAACAGAAUUGCGCUAUAACUGUUUUACUUUUGUAUGUUACCUUUUGUGGCCAUGAGUGCGGAGAAGCCAAACUUUCUGUCUCAACCUGAGGUAAAAAAUAUCUAUUUCUAUCGGAAUGGGGAUCCGUAUUACGAGCCCAGGCGUUUGGUGAUCAACGCGAAGAGGGUUUCGACCUUCGACACGCUGCUGCGGGAGGUGACUGGUGGCGUCCGAGCUCAGUUUGGAGCUGUGAGAAACAUUUACACGCCCAAAGCGGGACACCGGAUAGACUCACUGGAGCACCUGAGGAGCGGAGAACAGUAUGUAGCUGCUGGGCGAGAGAAGUUCAAAAAGAUAGAUUAUUUGCAGAUAGGAACCAGGAAGAAAAGAAUGCUUCAGCUCAAUGGAGUGAUGAAACCUGUUCCCCAGAGUCGUGUGGUAGUGUCUGCCAGAUUCCUCAAACCUAUCAAUGAACCCUGUGCAAUAUUUGUUGUGGCAAAUGGAGAUGUGCAGAAUCCAGCAGCGAGGCUUCUGAUUCCCAGCCGUGUGAUUGGCCAGUUUGAGCGGAUUCUGGAGAUGAUCACCGAGAAAAUGGGCCUGCGAAUUGUGGGUGGUGUGCGGAGCCUGUACACCUUUGAAGGGACUCUCAUUAUGGAUGGAAAGAAAUUAGAAAAUGGACAGUUUUAUGUUGCUGUUGGCAGAGACAAAUUUAAAAAGCUUCCAUACAGUGACCUCCUGUUCAAUAAACCCAUAGGCAUAAAGCGAGUGAAUGGGUCAAAAGCAGCGUCAUUACCACCUAUAUACAAAUGCAGACGACAAAAUGGAGAUGUGGGGAACCAUCAUAUCGGUAAAUCUGAUUGUGGGCAAGAGAAGAGCAGUCCUUCAGACCAGACCUCCAAAGAACACCUGUCAACUAUCGUCAGAGAGAUCUCUCAGGCCAGACUCAUGCGAAUACGCAAGAAGAGGAGCGAACUAGCAGCAUCUACCGAGGCUCAGGACGAUGAUGACGGAGAGGACAGAAGUGCAGAGAAUGACACGUCUUCACCGGUCAAGCAGGAGGCAGCAGAGGCCAGUCCAGAAAUAGACGACUCAUCCAAAACAGAGAGUGAACCAGCCCAAAACACAGAAGAAUCACCAUGUGACGGAGAAGAAGAGACGAAAGAAGAGGAUGAAAAAAAAGAAGAGGAAGAAGAGAAAGAAGAGGACGAAAAGAAAGAAAAGGAAGAAGAGAAAGAGGAGGAUGAAAAAAAAGAAAAUGAAGAGGAAGAAGAGCAGGGAGAGAUAAAGGAUAUGGGACUGACAUCAGAACCAGAGGCAAAUGAAACCAGCGAAGAGAAGAAGGACGGAGAGUCUGAUAGAGAGGAGGAAGAAGAGAAACAAAUUGAAGGAACAGAAGAGGAAAACCAAGAGAAAACAGAGGAUAAGGGAGAUCUAGUAGAAAAGACCGAAGAGAAUCCAGAUCCCAGUGAAGAACAGUCGCAAAACACUGAACGAGAGGAUUAGAAAACUUAAAGCAGUUCACAGAGAAAUUAUCAUUAUGUUAUCAUCUACUCACCCUCAAGCCUGACUUUUAUGGAGAAUAUAAAAGGAUAUAUAUAUAUAUAUAAAUAUAUAUAAUGAGAGUAAGAUUAAUCAAUGAAUAAUUGCUUAAAUAUCUCCUCGUUCACAUUGUUGGAAAAGUGAGAUCAGCACAUUCUUCAAAAUAUCUAUAAUGUAUAUAAUAAAAUCAGCACAUUCUUCAAAAUAUCUAUAAUGUAUAUACAUAAUAUCUAUAAUAAAACACUAUAAUGUUCUAAAAAAAACAGAAAGUCAUACAGGUUUGAAUUGGCUGGUGAAUAAAUGAUGACAGAAUGAUAACUGUGAAUUAUUCCUUUUAGAGUAAUGAUUAAUGCUUUGAUUACAACUAACUUAUUCAUAUUAUAUUAUUCAUAUUGUAUUGAGAUUGCAAUAAUGCGAAUUGAUUUAAUAACAGCUAACUUAAAAAUAUCUAUUAUCUAUAUCUAUCUAUUCUCCAUAUAACAUCAUUCCUCUGCAAAUACAGUAUCUGCUAAGCUAGGUGUAAUGUUUGCUAAAUAUAUUUAUUUUAGACAUAUGUUUUGUAAAACAAAGAUAAAUAUAUAGAUUUAUGUUUCAUGCCUCAUGUUUCAGCAUCUCCUCUAUUGCUUAUGACAUAUGUAUUAUGUCAAGUUAUUUGUCAUCAUUGUGGUUAUUAUACUAUCAUUCUAACCGGUUUAACUGAGUUGAUUAACAUCAGUCCUGAACGAUAAGCUACAGUAUAUGCAUACUAAAAUACAUAUCCAUGUCAAUACAA